Messenger RNA from Helobdella robusta, 2499 nucleotides. RefSeq lists its product as hypothetical. The record is from RefSeq and is a predicted model, not a curated record. Gene Ontology annotation, biological process: actin cytoskeleton organization. Gene Ontology annotation, molecular function: actin filament binding. The transcript is spliced from 14 exons. NCBI's taxonomy places the organism in Eukaryota, Metazoa, Annelida, Clitellata, Rhynchobdellida, Glossiphoniidae. Bases 1 to 2499 code for a protein of 832 amino acids.
AUGCCGUCGCAAAUAGCGCCCCACAUAGAGAGCAACGACGAUGGAACGUUGACGCUGGAGUACACACCACGUGAAUCAGGCACGCAUGACAUCAACAUGACUUACGAUGAAGUCACCAUUGAAGGCUACCCUCUGAAAGUGCAUGUAGAUGCAACUGACAAGCAGCACCUGAUAUCGGCCUACGGAAAUGGAUUGGUGAAAGGUUCGAAAGGACAGACGCUAAGGUUUUAUGUUGCCUGUGGACAAUCGGCUGAUGAUGUUGAGGUGACCAUAAAAGGUCCAAAAGGAAUGAUCAACUUGGACAAACACGUUGAUAACCACGGACAAAUUGUUUGCUCGUACGUGGCGGUCAGCAGUGGCGAGUAUCACAUCAACAUUGUUAAAUGUGGACAACACAUUCAUGGCUCGCCGUUUUUAGCUAAAAUUUCCGGUGAUGGUCGCAAAAAGUCAGUGAUCACACUUCCAUCCUUCAGUGACUACACGCUUGGAGGGCCAGAUAUUAACUUGGCCAACCUCUCAGGGCAGAUCAAAACACCAGAUGGCGAAGUGGUUCCUGUGAUGUUGAAGAGGAUGCCAAAUCGAAAAUUAGGCAUAUCCUCAUUUCAGCCGAAACGUAAAGGCGUGUACACAGUGGAGGUGAUGCAGGAGGGUGACAAUGUAAUGGGAAGUCCUUUUCAAAUCCAUGUCGGUGACCUUGAACUCUGCAGCCCCACCAAGGUCAAAGUUUCUGGUGCCACAAGUCAAGCAGAGGCUGGCGUGUGGAAUGAGAUCAACCUCAAUUUGUGCGAUGCCGGCUUCGGAGCAUUAUCAAUAAGCGUUGAAGGUAGUCAUGGAUUUGAUUUAGAGUCGAAGACCUGCGGACUGGGAGAGAACAUCAUUAUAAUGUACAGACCCCACGAGCCAGGCAUCUACGUCAUGUACAUCAAAUUCGGGCCAGACCACGUCACUGGAAGUCCUUUCAUGUUGAGCGUCACUGGUGAACCAUCUGGAAAGCAGAGAGAAGUGGCGAGCAUUGAUCUGCCUGAAAUGCAACCUCCAAAAACAGGAACAAACGCCUCCUUACUCAUCAACUUGCCGGGUAUCAACCCCUUGGACCUCUCAGCAAUUUUGUCAACACCCAGUGGCACCAUGGAUGAAUGUGAAGUUAGAGACAGAGAGGGCAGUCAGUUUGAAGUCAGGUUGACUCCAUUCGAAGCAGGAAUUAACGUCAUCAGCCUGAAGCAGAAGGGAGUUCAUAUGAGUGGUUCUCCUUUUCAGUAUACUGUUGCAGAUAAAAUUCUUGGAGGAGCUCACAAAAUUGAAUUCUUUGGACAGGGAGCUGAUUAUGGAAUUAUCGAAGCCAAAAAUUACUUCAACAUAUUUGUGCACGAAUGUGGACCUGGCCAGUUGUCGGUUGGUAUUGACGGUCCGUCGAAAGCGAAAAUCGAACUUACCGAUACCAAGACUGGCUUUGUGACCGUAAUGUACGAGCUGCAAGAGCCAGGUGAGUACAGUCUCGGUGUCAUGUUCAACGGCGAACACGUCAUCAAAUCUCCGAAACGCAUCAAGGCUCCCAAGGCAUGUCCAGGUGCAAAAUUGGUGACGGUGCAUAGUUUGAAAGAAACUGGACUCGAGACUGACAGGCCCUGCAUAUUCAGCGUGAACAACAACGGUCAGAAUGGUUCAUUCGAUGGACACGUCAUUGCUCCAAACGGGGCCAAGCAGGAGCUCAUCUUGCAGGAGAUUGACCACGAAGUGACGUCAUGCCAGUUUCUUCCACGUGACAACGGAGUAUACCGAGUUCACGUGACAUUUAAUGAAGUGCAUAUUCCUGGAAGUCCUUUCGCCAUAUUGAUAGGCAAGUUGGGAGCAGAUCCGGCUCUAGUGCGGGCUUCCGGAGAUGGCUUGAUCAAGGGGAAAGUCGGGUCAACCAGCAAAUUUGUCGUAAACACAGAAAGUGCAGGUCUGGGCUUACUAGCAACCAAAAUUGACGGCCCAUCGAAGGUCGCCAUAACGUGCAACGAAGCUGAAGAUGGUUACGAGUUUCAAUACACACCCACAGCGCCUGGUGACUACAUGAUCAAUUUAAAUUUCUGUUACGUGGAUGUCCCUGGAUGCCCCUUUAAAGCCGUUGUUACUGGUUAUACGUUGUUAUACGCGUCGGAACAGAUAGAAACAUCGAGUCUCAGUGUUGAAACUUGCGAGAGGAAACCGAAGAUCAAAUAUUUCACGGGGAACGCCAGCAAAGUUGUUCUGCACGGGAACGGAUUGAACCCAAAAUGCAUUGCCAACAGGACGAUGAACUUCAACGUAGACAUCAAGGAGGCAGGUCACGGCCUGUUGACUGUUGCCAUGGUUUCGCAAAAUGGCAACCCAGUGAAAGAGCUUUCGUACAAAAAGUUCAAACCGAACGUGUACAUUGUGACGUACAUCGCAGAUGAGAAGGGUGAACAUUAUCUGACGGUUCAGUGGGGAGAUAGGGAUGUACCUGGCAGCCCGUUCGUCAUUAUGGUCAAUUAA